Messenger RNA from Nannospalax galili (Upper Galilee mountains blind mole rat), 705 nucleotides. Its product is annotated as kinesin-like protein KIF3B. Lineage: Eukaryota; Metazoa; Chordata; Mammalia; Rodentia; Spalacidae. The record is from RefSeq and is a predicted model, not a curated record. The transcript is spliced from 4 exons. Bases 25 to 483 code for a protein of 152 amino acids.
UUUACUUUGUUUCUCACACAGGCCAUGGAGAGUAAACUGCUUGUUGGAGGGAAAAACAUAGUAGAUCAUACAAAUGAACAGCAGAAAAUCCUGGAGCAGAAACGGCAGGAGAUUGCAGAGCAGAAACGUCGAGAAAGAGAAAUUCAGCAGCAAAUGGAAAGUCGAGAUGAGGAGACCUUGGAGCUUAAAGAGACAUACAGCUCAUUGCAGCAGGAGGUAGACAUCAAGACCAAAAAGCUCAAAAAGCUCUUUUCCAAGCUCCAGGCUGUGAAGGCUGAGAUCCAUGACCUCCAAGAAGAACAUAUCAAGGAGCGCCAAGAGUUGGAGCAGACUCAGAAUGAGCUCACCAGGGAGCUGAAGCUCAAGCACCUUAUUAUAGAAAACUUAAUCCCUUUGGAAGAGAAGAAUGAAAUUAUGAAUAGAUCCUUUUAUGAUGAAGAAGAGGAUCAUUGGAAAUUACAUCCUAUAACCAAACUGGAGUAAGUCCCUGUUGACCUGAAGUGGGAAGACAGAAAGAAUGUUAAUAGAUGGUAUUUGUCCACUAGGGUGUGGGGAGAACUCAUUGAAACUUAGAACCAAUUGCAUUUUUGACUUUGUGGCCGCCAUAAGCCCAUGAGGUAAAACCUGGUGCUAAGUGUGAUUAAGAAUUGGGAAAAUUUGUCACCUGUGAACUACUUACAGCCUUUCCCACGAUCCCAACUUUUC